Molecule: messenger RNA, 1218 nt
Organism: Sphaerulina musiva SO2202
Lineage: Eukaryota; Fungi; Ascomycota; Dothideomycetes; Mycosphaerellales; Mycosphaerellaceae
Product: arylamine N-acetyltransferase 3
Exons: 1
Coding region: 223-1218 (331 amino acids)
Molecular function (GO): acetyltransferase activity
Source: RefSeq, a predicted model, not a curated record
AAGGUACUACUGGGUAAGCGGAGAUCAACUACUCGAGAUGGCAGUAGUACUACGUCUCCAAAUGUCACAGUGGCAGUCGCUGUCGUUCUCGAGGACUUCUCCUUCUACCUCAAGCCGUCUGCACCUGAGACUCACAACCUGACCGACUUCAAAAAGGCGAAUUUCAGGCUAACAAACUGAGUCAAAUACGCAUAUCCAGCAUCACCCGCUACAGCCACCGCAAUGGCAGAACGACCGACCUUCAGUCACGAGCAGCUGGAACAAUACUACAAGCGCAUAUGCCUACCAGAAGAGAAGCAAGUCUACGAUGUCGCCGGAAUGUCCCACGACGACAAGCUGGAUUUCCUCAAUCUGCUCAUGAAGCACCAACUCUGCAAAGUGCCGUGGGAAAACUUGACUCAGCAUUACAGCUGGCACAAAGUCGUCAAUGUGAAGCCCCAGCACCUCUUCCGGAAAAUUGUCCACCAGCACGGCCGAGGCGGGUAUUGUAUGGAAGCGAAUUCGUUCUUCCACACCGUCCUCCUCAGUCUCGGAUUCGACGUCUACAUGUGCGGAUGUCGAAUCUACAGUCCUGCGAAACAGGCCUAUGGAGGCUGGACCCACGUGGUCAACAUCGUGACCAUUGCUGGUGUGAAGUAUUUGCUCGAUGGGGGUUUUGGCGGAUCAGGACCUUCCAAACCCGUGCCACUUCAUCACCAGGAGAUCACACAUCAGAUCGCGCCCGCACAGAUGAGGCUGUGUUUCGAGUCUCUCCGACAGAAUCUCAACAGCUCGUAUAAAGUUUGGGUAGUGCAAAUCCGCUACGACGAGGAGGAAGACAGUAACUGGACGCCAAUCUACUCUUUUCCCGAUUUCGAAUUCCUCCCCGAGGACGUCGAAGCAAUGAAUUUACAGCCGUGGUUGAGCCCUCACACCUUCUUCACGCACAAGGUCGUAGCAGUGCGUUUCACGACAUCGAAGGAAUGUAAUGGGACAAAAGGUCCUGGCAGUCCCGACGAGCACGCUCUGCUGGAUGCCGACAUUGAUGGUGCUAUUACCCUGAAUCAGGACGUUUUGACUUGGCGCAGAAGUGGGAAGAAAGUGGUGCAGAUGCCACUUCGGACAGAGAGUGAUAGGAUCGAGGCUUUGCUCAUGUACUUUGGUAUCAAACUGAGCGAUGAAGACGUCGAAGGUAUACGAGGUACGGCAGCUGAAAUCGGUGCUAAAGCUCCUGGUUGA